Messenger RNA from Juglans microcarpa x Juglans regia, 1518 nucleotides. Its product is annotated as protein CIA1-like. Gene Ontology annotation, molecular function: protein binding. Gene Ontology annotation, cellular component: cytosolic [4Fe-4S] assembly targeting complex. Gene Ontology annotation, biological process: iron-sulfur cluster assembly. Bases 154 to 1218 code for a protein of 354 amino acids. The transcript has 11 exons. Lineage: Eukaryota; Viridiplantae; Streptophyta; Magnoliopsida; Fagales; Juglandaceae. The record is from RefSeq and is a predicted model, not a curated record.
UUAAGGGCUAUAAAAGCGAUUGCAGCUGACCUACAGGCGGUGAAAUUCACACUUCUGGCACGUGCGAAGCCAAUACACCUAGUCGUAAGUCGGCACCACACCAACGAAGGGGUUCGAUCGCCUAGUCUGAUAGUAGCUCUUGUGAUUCGUGCCAUGGAGUUGUACGAAGGAGGGUGCGAGCUGAAGCUGCUCGAAACGCUGGAAGGCCACAGCGACAGGGUUUGGAGCCUAGCCUGGAACCCAGUCACCGCCGCCGCGGGGACCCCUCUCGUCUUUGCCUCCUGUAGCGGCGACAAGACCGUCCGAAUCUGGGAGAACACUCCCUCCCACUCGGCUUCUUGGACCUGCAAGGCAGUUCUGGAAGACACGCACACCAGGACCGUCCGAUCUUGCGCUUGGUCGCCGUCGGGGAAGUUAUUGGCAACCGCGAGCUUCGAUGCCACCACUGCCAUUUGGGAAAACGUUGGUGGUGACUACGAAUGUGUUUCCACUUUAGAGGGUCAUGAAAAUGAAGUGAAAAGCGUGUCUUGGAACGCGUCGGGGACUCUACUUGCGACGUGUGGCCGAGAUAAAUCGGUUUGGAUUUGGGAACUGCAGCCGGGGAACGAGUUCGAGUGUGUCUCAGUGUUGCAGGGACAUACUCAAGAUGUUAAGAUGGUUCAGUGGCAUCCGAGUACGGAUGUUUUGUUUUCUUGUAGCUACGAUAACACUAUUAAGGUUUGGGCUGGUGAUGAUGACGACUGGCAGUGUGUUCAGACUUUGGGCGAACCUAACAGUGGCCACUCUUCUACCGUUUGGGCCCUAUCUUUCAAUGCCAGCGGAGACAAAAUGGUCACAUGCAGUGAUGAUCUUACCCUAAAGAUAUGGGAAACAGACAACAUACAGAUGCACUCUGGUGAUGGCUAUGCUCCUUGGAGACAUCUAUGCACUCUCACAGGUUAUCAUGAUCGAUCAAUUUUCUCAGUUCAUUGGUCGAGCGAGGGUAUUAUUGCCAGUGGAGCAGCUGAUGAUGCCAUACGGUUUUUUGUGGAGAACAGAGAUGGUUUGGUUGAUGGGCCUACCUAUAAAUUGCUGCUGAAAAAGGAGAAGGCCCAUGACAUGGAUAUUAAUUCAAUACAAUGGAGCCCUGGGGAAAAACGGCUAUUAGCUUCUGCAAGCGAUGAUGGUACGAUAAAGAUAUGGGAGCUGGCGUCAUUAUGUAUGGAAAACGGGCACUAGCUUCAGCAGCGUGAUGAUGAAAUAUCAAAGAUAUGGAGCUUAGCUUCACUGUGUAUAAAUGUUUACAACUUCUAAUUACAGUUUUGUGGAAAAUCAAAGAUAUUUUUAUGUUGCCGAUAGCCUCUGGCCCAAGUGGUGUUAGCCUUAGCCCCCUCAAUGUAUAAGGGAAAGGCCAGGUUUCGAACUGUGUGAUUUGGGUAUGAACUAUGAAGCGAGUUUAUCCUUUAGGAAUUGAGAUGAAAGUAUGAAACAAGAAAAUUAUGCUUGAUAAAAGCAAAAUGUAGCUGUAAUUACUCUCGA